ACUAACUCCCUGGUCAAUAACUAAGCCGCGUAAACAAGUCUUCCAACUCCGUGUUACCUUCCAGUCCCCUACUACUACUAGAGUGCAAGAGCAAGAAGAUGGAUCCAUUUCACGUCCAUGCUGAUGCAACUGCCAUGUUCGGCUCAGCCAUGCUUCUGCUCGCCCUCAGCCUCCUUUCUAGCACGACCACUAGUGCCAAAAAUCUGUCGUCCUGCAAGCCGGCCGUGUGCCCCUUCUGGCUCAACGGCACACACCCGCCAGAGUGCGGCUACAGCGCUUUUCAGGUCAGGUGCGUAGAUGGCAGGGCGUACCUCCAGCCGUACCAGAUCUUCGACAUCUCCUACGAAGACAAGUCAUUCCGGGUCAUCAAGCCCGACAUCUCCUACGGCGGCAUUUGUGACAGCGAGCUCAACAUUAAUGCCUCCUCCGACCUCGGCCUCACGCCCUUCCGCAUUAGUGCGACCAACCAGGAGCUAUUCUUCCUCAACAACUGCACCGAGCUCCGGUCACAGCCGCCACCACCUGCGUGGGCGCCUGUCAACUGCUCGGAUGGAUUCACCUUGCCGACGUCCAACUCGUUCACAUGGCUUGCCGGAGCGUACAAGCCCAACGGCCAUUGGAGUCCGGUGCCAGGGGGCUGCAGGGUGCCCAUGAUGCCGGUGAUGGGGUACGAGGGCACGUCCGGGGCGGACUACGGGCGGCUGAUGCAGAGCGGGUUUCUUCUGGAGUACAUGGUGGGUGACUGCAAGGCGUGCGAGGAGAGCGGAGGGCUUUGCCUGAUUAAUACCACCUACGAUAUCUUCGAGUGCCACCUGCAAAGGCCGCGUGUCUCCGUCCAACAUUUGCGGUGAGCUUCACACGUAUAAUAGCGACAGUGAGUUUGAACAUUUGCGGUUUAGUUCAGUUUUGGCAAGAUUAAUAAGUUCUUUUUUUUAUCUGAAAAUAAGUAACUUCUGGUAUAGAGGAGAUUUACAGGAGAAGUGAACACAUGAUGCAUCUAUACCUGCUAAUUACUACACUUCGUACUAAAAUGUAGUAAUAACUAGUGCGAUCGGUCCAGUUCUGUACCCUAAGUACUCUUCCGUUUUGGUGCACUGUGGAUCAUGCUGGUACCGCGUUGCAAUGUCAUUGAAACACAUCCUCAUAAUUCACAGUCUAUGCAAUCUCUUAUAUUGGCUAUCAAAUCUACGCAGGCCUAUAAUUAAAGUAUAUUUUUUGUUAAACCUGUAUUUGAGCGACAUAGUUGCUAAGUCAAAAGAAAGCCCAUGUUCUUUUCUUCACUAUCUUGCAAUGAUUUUUUUUGUAUACUUCAUCAGCAGAAUAUUGGAUAUUCAUAGACGAUGCUUAUCUCUUUCUUUUGGAAAAGUAACCAAUGUAGUACU
Molecule: messenger RNA, 1382 nt
Organism: Triticum aestivum (bread wheat)
Lineage: Eukaryota; Viridiplantae; Streptophyta; Magnoliopsida; Poales; Poaceae
Exons: 1
Coding region: 99-851 (250 amino acids)
Molecular function (GO): polysaccharide binding
Source: RefSeq, a predicted model, not a curated record